UCAGUUCGCUGUGAAAAUGCAUUUAGUGCACAUAAUCACUGUUUAUAUUAUUCUCAUCAUCAUGGCCGGCAGCUGUUGCUUGGCCAUUGAUUUCUGUCGCAUUGAAUCGUGCCACGGUGUGGGUCAUCUCGGUUGCCAUAACAGUUUGACAUUUCAUCAGAGCUGCCUAUUGCAUCGUCGCAUGGUGAAUAUGCAAUAUUUUCAUGAGUAUCUAAUACGAAUGCAGAAUAAAUACCGUGAGGAUGUGGCCAGUGGUGCAAUUCAGGGUCUAGCGCCAGCUCAACAUAUGCCAGAACUUGUAUGGGAUUCAUAUUUGGCUCUAUUGGCCGAAUACCACGUGAAACGAUGUUUAAAAGAUUUAACGAAUCUCUGCGUGGCCACCACGGACUUUGACCAUCCGGUUUUGAACUAUGCCAUGGACUGGCAGCCCCGUCAAUUCAAAGAGACCUCCAAUGUCCAGCAGAUGACACAAAUGACGGAGCAAUGGUUGCAUCAGGUCUAUGAUAUUCAGCCAAAUGAUCCCAAUGCCGCUCCAACCGAUAUACGUAAUAUAAUCAAUGAUUACGCCUCGUAUCUUGGUUGUGCAGCUGGCCAGGAUUAUGACUUGCGUAGUAGUCGUUUUGUUUUAAUUUGCUAUUAUAAUUCUGGUCCCGAAUGGGAUCACGAGCUAUAUAGGCGUGGCACAUUCAAUGUAACCCAUUGUUCUAAUGGAAAAAGCGAAAGCUAUGGCAAUUUAUGUAAGACAAUACCGUUAAAUAACUAGUUCACAAAAAAAAAAAAACAAACAAACUAUAUUUAUAUAAAUAACAAGUGUAAUUAAAUGCCGCAGCAGCCACUUGAGCAACUAAAA
Molecule: messenger RNA, 850 nt
Organism: Drosophila willistoni
Lineage: Eukaryota; Metazoa; Arthropoda; Insecta; Diptera; Drosophilidae
Exons: 2
Coding region: 17-763 (248 amino acids)
Source: RefSeq, a predicted model, not a curated record